GGUGAGCUGCAAACCAUCUACAAAUUCAUGCACUUCAACCGGUCGGCUCUGUCUUCUCUCCCUUUCUUCCCCUCACUGCUCUGCUCCCCCCCUUUCUUCCCCUCGAUGUCCUAUGUCCCGCACACCAUUCUGCGCCCGUUCGGCGUAAAACCAUUCGCCGGCGGUGGCUAUCUUAGGCGGCACGCACGGCCGUGUGUCCGCCGUGCGAGCUCCGUCGGUGCAACGAACGGGAAUGAGCUGGGCGGUGGCAAUAAGAGGAGGAGGAAGAGGCCGGCGGAGGAGUCGCGGUUGGAGGUUCUUUAUGACGACGGGUUCGGGAGCGUCACCGUGAAGGACUACCGGGAGGCGGUGAGGGCCAUGCCCAGGGACGACGGCGGGCCGCCGCGGUGGUUCUGCCCCGUGGAGUGCGGCCGGCCGGAGGUGGACAGGGCGCCGCUGCUGCUCUUCUUGUCAGGAAUCGAAGGUGUUGGAAUGGAGCUCAUUUUGCACCACAAAUCCUUGGGCAAAGUAUUUGAGGUUUGCUGCUUCCAUAUACCAGUAAAUGACCGCACACCAUUUGAAGGUUUAUUACAAAUUGUGGAAGAAUAUGUCAAACAUGAGAAUGCUUUGUCGCCAAGCAGACCAAUAUAUAUAAUUGGGGAUUCUUUUGGUGGAUGUCUUGCAAUUUCAGUGGCAGUUUGCAAUCCAGAAAUCGACUUGGUUCUUACACUAGUAAAUCCAGCAACAUCAUCUGCAAAAGCUUCCCUGCAGGCAGUAUUGCCUCUUUUGGAAGCAGUGGCGGCCAACCUUCCAUUUAUACAUCCUCACCUUCUCAAAUAUUCAAUGGGUAACCCUCUCAAUAUGGCUAUGGUUAGCCUUGAGAAUAGUCUUUCUCCACAAGAGACUCUACAAGAAUUUUCAAACAAACUCACUUCAAUGCUACCUUUAGUUUCCGAACUAGGAGAUAUAAUACAAAUGGGCACUCUCGUGUGGAAACUUAAGCUUCUCAAGUCAGGUGCAAACUAUGCCAACUCACAACUUCACAUGGUACAAGCAGAAGUACUACUUCUUGCAAGUGGCAUUGAGAAUCUGCCGCCAAGUGGAGAAGCAGACCGACUGGUUAAGUCACUGAAAAAUUGCAAAGUUCGGUACUUCAGGAACCGGGGCGACAGACUACUCAUGGAGGAUGGCUUCAACCUUCUAACUGUGAUAAAAGGAGUAAAAAUGUACCGCCGUGGUAGACAAUGGGACUGUGUGAACGAUUUCCUGUCACCCACAUUAAGUGAAUUCAACAGAACAUUUGGUGAAGAUUUCAAAUUGUUUCAUCAGUUACUGAGCCCAGCCAUGCUCUCUACAACACAAAAUGGAAAAAUUGUCCAUGGCCUUGACGGUGUUCCGGACAAAGGUCCUGUCUUGUUUGUGGGAUAUCACCAACUCUUGGCCAUGGAGUGGGCUGCACUAAUCGAAGGGUUCUUGAGGGAGAAAAAAACUGUUAUCCGAACAGGGGCCCAUCAAGUAUUUUUUGCUGGAAAUUAUGAGACACUACGCCAAGAGUUGUCUCUGUUUGAUUUUGUUUCUAUGUACGGCGCGGUUCCAGUCAGUCCAAUCAAUACGUACAAAUUGUUUGAGAGAAAUGAAUUUGUUCUCCUCUAUCCAGGCGGUGUGAGGGAAGCUCUACAUAGGAAGGGCGAAACAUACAAAUUGUUUUGGCCAGAUCAAACCGAAUUUGUAAGAAUGGCAGCACGGUUUGGAGUUACGGUCAUACCAUUUGGUUGUGUGGGAGAAGAUGACUUUUUGGAGAUAGUUGUGGACUACAAUGAUCAAAAGAACAUACCCUAUAUUAGAGACGAGAUAAAGUCAUUCAACAGAGAUUUUACAAGAUUAAGGGACACUGUGAAAGGAGAGGAUGGGAAUCAAGUCUUGCAUCUGCCUGUUGUUCUCCCAAAAUUACCAGGGCGGCUGUAUUUCCUAUUCGGCAGACCAAUCGAGAUGGAAGGAAUGGACAAUGUGUUGACAGAUAGGAAGAAGGCAAACCAAGUAUAUUUUCAAAUCGAAUUGGAAGUGGAGAAUGCAAUGUCUUACCUAAAGAGGAAGAGAAAUGAAGAUCCUUACCGGAGUAUUGCGCGACGUGCGUUGUACCAGGCAACUUGGGGUCCUUCUGCUCAAGUGCCUACUUUCGAACCGUGAAAGAUUGGGUCAGGACUUGUUUGCUUAGGCUAACUGGGCCAUGACUUUCAUGUUUAAUUGUCAGUUGAGCCAAUUUUCGAAAUAGGGUGAGUUGAAACUUCCAUGGACUUAGCACGAUGAAAGAAACCAAGUACCAAUCUAAAGAAGUUGCGAGCA
Messenger RNA from Aegilops tauschii subsp. strangulata, 2322 nucleotides. Its product is annotated as phytyl ester synthase 1, chloroplastic. Lineage: Eukaryota; Viridiplantae; Streptophyta; Magnoliopsida; Poales; Poaceae. Gene Ontology annotation, cellular component: membrane. The record is from RefSeq and is a predicted model, not a curated record.